This is a messenger RNA of Talpa occidentalis (Iberian mole), 7069 nucleotides long. RefSeq names its product SLIT-ROBO Rho GTPase activating protein 2 (gene SRGAP2). Gene Ontology annotation, molecular function: protein binding. Gene Ontology annotation, cellular component: cytoplasm. Lineage: Eukaryota; Metazoa; Chordata; Mammalia; Eulipotyphla; Talpidae. Bases 854 to 4108 code for a protein of 1084 amino acids. Gene Ontology annotation, biological process: signal transduction; negative regulation of cell migration. The transcript is spliced from 24 exons. The record is from RefSeq and is a predicted model, not a curated record.
GGAGUUCACUCUGUGACCACGCCUCGGGAGUGCUAGUCACACCUCCAACUUUGGCCAGCCCCUCCUUCCAUUCCAGGCCUCUCUGGAUCAGCCAUUCCUAUUGGCUACCGGCCCCAUCGGUCGAUAGGAGGCGGGCGGUGAUUGGUAGGGGGGUGGGCUCUACUUCCCGGCGGGGUCCCGCGGAGUUGGCCCAGGCUCCUCCAGGGACGAGGGGACCGAGCUGCGUAGAAGCGGGUGGCGGGGAAGCGCGGGGCGGAUAGCCCUGAGAGGGAAGCGGAGCCGGGGGCCCGAAGCCCGACGCGUCAGAGCCAGGCAAGUGAACCGGAGCAAACGACUUCCGAUCCCGUCCGCGCCGCUGCGGCUCCCGUUUGGGAUUUGAUUUGCAGCAUCUUCCAGCCUGUGCAACAAAAAACCGCGAAGCACGCCCAGCCCUCCCCCGGCACCCCGUACGCACCCAUUCCCUGCCGGGGACACAGCUGGGCGCGUCCACACCCCCGCACCCCCACACCAUGUUGUGCGGAAGGACUUCCACUCCCCGCCUGUGUCGUUGAUGUCAGACCCCAGGCCAGCCUCCGGGCGCUGCAGUUCUCCUGGCUAAUGCUGAGGCUGCGGCUACGGCUCUAGUGCAGGAACCAGCCGCCGCCGCGCCCGGCCCCAGCGCCCACCGUCUGCAUGUGCCGGCGGUAGCCGCCUGCCCAGCCCGCAGCCCGCGCUCCCCGGAGCGCUGGAGACCACCGCGGGGGGCCCCUUCUGCCCUCGGGAGAAGCGGUCUUGGAGGUAUUGAUCUCGGUGGUUGGAUUUUUCCCGUGGAUCUAUCAAUUCACCAUUUGAAUUUGGAAGAAAGAAGAAAAACAUGACGUCUCCAGCCAAAUUCAAAAAGGAUAAGGAGAUCAUAGCAGAGUAUGAUACUCAGGUCAAAGAGAUUCGUGCUCAGCUCACAGAGCAGAUGAAAUGCCUGGACCAGCAGUGUGAGCUCCGGGUGCAGCUGUUGCAGGACCUCCAGGACUUCUUCCGGAAGAAGGCUGAGAUCGAGAUGGACUACUCCCGCAACCUGGAGAAGCUGGCAGAGCGCUUCCUGGCCAAGACGCGUAGCACCAAGGACCAGCAAUUCAAGAAGGAUCAGAAUGUUCUCUCUCCAGUCAACUGCUGGAAUCUCCUCUUAAACCAGGUGAAGCGGGAGAGCAGAGAUCACACCACGCUGAGUGAUAUCUACCUGAAUAAUAUUAUUCCUCGAUUUGUCCAAGUCAGUGAGGAUUCAGGAAGACUCUUUAAAAAGAGUAAAGAAGUUGGCCAGCAGCUCCAAGAUGAUUUGAUGAAGGUCCUGAAUGAACUCUACUCGGUCAUGAAGACAUAUCACAUGUACAAUGCCGACAGCAUCAGUGCUCAGAGUAAGCUGAAGGAGGCAGAAAAGCAGGAAGAGAAGCAAAUAGGCAAAUCGGUGAAGCAGGAGGACCGGCAGACCCCACGCUCCCCCGACUCCACAUCUAAUGUCCGCAUUGAGGAGAAGCAUGUCCGGAGGAGCUCAGUGAAGAAGAUUGAGAAGAUGAAGGAGAAGCGCCAAGCGAAGUACACAGAGAAUAAACUGAAGGCUAUUAAAGCCCGGAAUGAGUACUUGCUGGCUUUGGAGGCAACCAAUGCAUCUGUCUUCAAGUACUAUAUCCACGACCUGUCUGACCUUAUUGAUCAGUGUUGUGACCUGGGCUACCACGCCAGCCUGAACCGGGCACUGCGCACCUUCCUCUCCGCGGAGCUCAAUCUGGAGCAGUCAAAGCACGAGGGCCUGGACGCCAUUGAGAACGCUGUGGAAAACCUGGAUGCCACCAGUGACAAGCAGCGCCUCAUGGAGAUGUACAACAACGUCUUCUGCCCACCCAUGAAGUUCGAGUUCCAGCCCCACAUGGGGGACAUGGCUUCCCAGCUCUGUGCUCAGCAGCCUGUCCAGAGUGAGCUGGUACAGAGAUGCCAACAACUGCAGUCUCGCUUAUCCACCCUGAAGAUUGAGAAUGAAGAGGUAAAGAAGACAAUGGAGGCCACACUGCAGACCAUCCAGGACAUUGUGACCGUUGAAGACUUUGAUGUGUCCGACUGCUUCCAGUAUAGCAACUCCAUGGAGUCCGUCAAGUCCACCGUCUCUGAGACUUUCAUGAGCAAGCCCAGCAUUGCCAAAAGGAGAGCCAAUCAGCAAGAGACAGAGCAGUUCUACUUCACGAAAAUGAAGGAAUACCUGGAGGGCAGGAACCUCAUCACCAAGUUACAAGCCAAGCACGACCUUCUCCAGAAAACCCUGGGGGAAAGUCAGCGGACAGAUUGCAGUCUGGCCAGGCGUAGCUCAACUGUGAGGAAGCAGGAUUCCAGCCAGGCAAUCCCUCUGGUGGUAGAAAGCUGUAUCCGGUUUAUCAGCAGACAUGGACUACAGCAUGAAGGAAUUUUCCGGGUAUCAGGAUCCCAAGUCGAAGUGAAUGACAUCAAAAAUGCUUUUGAGAGAGGAGAGGACCCCCUGGCUGGAGACCAGAAUGACCAUGACAUGGAUUCCAUAGCUGGUGUCCUGAAGCUUUACUUCCGGGGCCUGGAACACCCUCUCUUCCCAAAGGACAUCUUCCAUGACCUGAUGACCUGUGUCACAAUGGAUAACCUGCAGGAAAGAGCUCUGCACAUCCGGAAAGUCCUGCUGGCCCUGCCCAAAACCACUCUGAUCGUCAUGAGAUACCUCUUUGCCUUCCUCAGUCACUUGUCACAGUUCAGUGAAGAGAACAUGAUGGACCCCUACAACCUGGCCAUCUGUUUCGGGCCCUCCCUGAUGUCAGUGCCUGAGGGCCACGACCAGGUGUCCUGCCAGGCCCACGUGAAUGAGCUGAUCAAAACCAUCAUCAUCCAGCAUGAGAACAUCUUCCCGAGCCCCAGGGACCUGGAGGGCCCGGUCUACAGCAGAGGAGGAAGCACUGAGGAUUACUGUGACAGCCCUCAUGGAGAGACUACCUCGGCCGAAGACUCCACCCAGGACGUGACCACCGAGCACCACACGAGCGAUGAUGAGUGCGAGCCCAUUGAGGCCAUUGCCAAGUUUGACUACGUGGGCCGAACAGCCCGAGAGCUGUCCUUCAAGAAGGGGGCGUCCCUGCUGCUGUACCAGCGGGCUUCGGAUGACUGGUGGGAAGGCCGGCACAACGGCGUCGACGGCCUCAUCCCCCAUCAGUACAUCGUGGUCCAAGACACCGAGGACGGUGUCGUGGAGAGGUCCAGCCCCAAGUCUGAGAUUGAGGUCAUUUCUGAGCCACCUGAAGAAAAGGUGACAGCCAGAGCGGGGGCCAGCUGUCCCAGUGGGGGUCAUGUAGCUGAUAUUUAUCUUGCAAACAUCAACAACACCUUACAUCCCGAGCACUCAGCGCCCACAACCGCCAAGCAAAGGAAGCGGCCGGAAUCUGGGAACAUCCGGAAAACAUUUCGGAGCGACAGCCAUGGGCUGAGCAGUCCCCUGACUGACUCUGCCUCCCCGGGGUUGGGGGCUAGUUGCCGCCCAUCCUCCCAGCCCAUCAUGAGCCAGAGCCUCCCCAAGGAGGGGCCAGAUAAGUGUUCCAUCAGCGGGCAUGGGAGCCUCAACUCCAUCAGCCGCCACUCGUCCCUGAAGAAUCGGCUGGAGAGUCCCCAGAUCCGGAAGGCGGUGACGGCAGGAAGGUCAAAGAGCUUCAAUAACCACCGGCCCAUGGACCCUGAGGUCAUUGCACAGGACAUUGAGGCAACUAUGAACUCUGCCCUGAAUGAGCUGCGGGAACUGGAGCGGCAGAGCAGCGUCAAACAUACCCCUGAUGUGGUUCUGGACACCUUGGAGCCCCUCAAAACCUCCCCAGUGGUGGCCCCCACAUCAGAGCCCUCCAGCCCCCUGCACACCCAGCUCCUCAAGGACCCCGAGCCCGCCUUCCAGCGCAGCGCCAGCACCGCCGGGGACAUCGCCUGCGCCUUCCGACCGGUCAAGUCCGUCAAGAUGGCCGCCCCGGUCAAGCCACCCGCCACGCGCCCCAAGCCCGCCGUCUUCCCCAAAACAAAUGCCACUAGUCCUGGUGUCAACUCAUCAGCUUCCCCACAGUCCACAGACAAGUCUUGUACUGUCUGAGGAAUAUAACUUAAUUGUUCUAGAAGGGGACUAGAAGGACUGUUAUUAAAAUCUUCCUAUUUAACUUGCUUGGGGAUUUAAAUUAAAAAUUAGAUUCUCAUUUGUUCUUGCAGGAAUUAGCCUCCCCAUCACCCAAAACCAUGAGAAUGAAGCCCUCAUUAUUGCCCUGCCCUGCCCGCUGCCCUCCACUCCCCCGUUGUCGUACUCAGCCAGCAGCAGCGCAUGCUGCUUGUAGGUUAGCCAGAGAUAGUCUUCAUCAUCAGUCACUGUGAGACCUGGCGCAGCAGGUCCUGGGGACGCGGGCGCCUGACCAGGUGACUGGCUGCUGACCCCCGGCGCCCAGUGGCAUCUUGUUUUGGGUACUGAUUAUAGAGUCAUAUAUAGUCCGUUCUUUGUCUCACACACACACACACACACACUCUCUCUCUCUCUCUCUCUCUCUCUCUCUCUCUUUUCCUCUCUCUCUCUCUCUCUCUGUCUCUCUCUCUCUCUCUUUUCCUCUCUCUCUCUCUCUCUCACUCUCCCUUUUUCCUUCUCUCUCUGUCUCUCUCUCCCCCUCUCCUGGUCUCUGGCCCCGCCUGGGUACCCUCUCCUGGUCUGACAGUCUCUUUGUCAGCUACUGUGCAGUUCCCACAGGUGCCACCAGGAGUCUCUGUUUCCGUUAUGCAUCUUGUUCUGUCUGGCCAGAGAAUUGAGCCUUUGAACUGUCGCCGUCACAUGAAAUUGAGCAGGAGGGGCCUGAUCCUGCAGUCUGCGCGGGUUGGGGGCGUGCUCGGUCUUCUUUCUAUUGGUGUGCAUAGUGUUUGCUUUUGCUCUGCUCCAUCCUCUAGAACUAUAACCCAAUCUUACUGCGGGACUUCUCAAGUUUUUCUGAAUGUAUAGACAUUUCUCGGAUUCCUAUCUUUGUCUCUGAUGGACCAUUUUCCAUUUAAGACAUUUUCCUGUACGAAGACAGUUUUAUAAGUGGUUCCUAUUAGGGUAAGGAGUGUUAAAGAGAGUUUUAAUGUGUUUAUGGUAGGUUUAGAAAAGGUCAGAAAUGGGUCCUUCCUCCCACUUCUGGGGACACCACUUAAGACCUUACAUUCAUCAUCCUAUUAAAAAUCAAAUUCACCUUUGCCAAAUUGUUCCCAAAUGAAAAAAACUUUUCACCCUCUGCUCUUGUUACUUUACAAGGGCUCCCUUCAGGGACCAGCGAGGGCUUCGAAAGCCCGAGGUAAAAUGAAGAGAGACUCUGCCCUCAAAGCCACUUUUCUUUUUUCCAAACAAGGACAACUAAGGGAGCUUUGGCCACAUGAGCUCCUAAGUCUUCCCAAGGACAGAAUUUAAAGAAAAUAAAAAAUAGGAUGCUGAAUGGCCUUCAUUUGGCCUUUUCUUCCUGGUUCCCCUCUGUCAGGGAAAAUGAUAAACACGUCUUUAAUCCAACCUCCAAACCCAGUGCCCGUGGACCCAGUUCCCCCAGCACCUGCUGUCCUAGGAGGAUCAGGACAGGGGCAUUGUAUACCAGGCUCGUGGGUAUCAGACAACUGCUCGAGUUAAAGCUAAAACUCAUUCCUCUUCUGUUUUCUGGUUUUAAAACUGCACUUUUAACCAUCGCAUUUUCUAUAGUUCAGGAGAGAUGGUGAGUUGCCAUGGAGACAGGAAAAUUUGAAUUUCCUUUGGUUAAGCCUAGAAGAUCCUUUUUGGACCAACAUUUUCAAGUUGGUAGUUGACUCUGAAGAGGGGCAAGGUUUUCCUCAUUCUGUAUGAAGGAGCAUUGCGGGCUAAUUUGAAGACUAACCUGCAACACCAGGAAAACCAUUCCAAGAGUUAGAAGGGAGGAACCAAGAGCUCCCUCGGGAAAGCGAGUCGGCCCGUGUGAAGUGCCCGCUGUCCUCUGCCUCCCGGCCUCAGUCGCUCUAUGUGGCGGCCUGUCCUCGUCGCUUAGCUGGACUUACACAGGCCCACGCCAGCCGCGGGGCUUUCGUCCCAAGGGCCUGCUCCUUGCUGAAAAUGAAACCCCACCCUUCACUUUACAUUCCUUGUGGUCCACUUGCUCCAAACUGGUGCCCCCACCUCCCUUUCCCUCUCUGCAGCACACUCCUAAGAGCAAAAGCCAAGCUCUCUAGUGACACACUUGGGCCUCUUCUGUUGCUCCUGCCUUACUCCCCUCAGCCCUGCUCACGACUGUGUCCACCUGCCCUCAGCUGACUUGCAUCAUAAACUGGACAGUGCGAGCAGGCGCCCUCCCCCAGCUCCAGGGGCCAAGUUGUCUUCCUUUCUCUGGUGCUCCUACACCUGUGGGAUGGUCCUUUCGAGAGGACUGGGAACCCCUAAAAGGAGAGUCCUCCUCAGCAGCGCUCAUCGCCAUCAACUGAAAUCCAGGCUGCACGCUGGGAUUUCUACACCGAAAAGCCAAAAGGAGCUGCCGGGCCGGGGAGACCGGCCUUCCUCGGAUGCGCUCGCCUAAACCAGCACAAUGCUUCCGGAGCCCACUGUGCCCCUCGAGGGACAGAUUCAUUUCCUGGCGUGGACUCUGAUGGGUCAGUCUUUGGGGAACAAAGGUGGGGUGGGGCUACCAGCAUCCCAAUUUGGAAAACAGAGGAGUUUGCAGCCGACAGCCUGUAAACUGGAAACACUGGUCUCAGCCAACCUCCUCAGGGCACCCCGGUUUCUCCCCAAGGAGAGGAGGAGCGAUAAUGCCAGCAACAAGAUGAACAGACCACUGGAAGGCUGGUGUGUGUGUGCUUCACCUUCAGAAGAGAAGUUAGAUCUUCCAGGGAAUUGCAAUAUUGUGGCGUCUGACUUGUAUGUCACAUUUGUGUAAAAUGGUAUAUUCUUUAAAAUAGUGUUGAUAACUGGAAUAUUGUAUGUAUGCUUGGAGAUGCUUUGUGUGAACUUAAGACUGUCACAACACAUGUUGGAUUGGGGAAAAUCCAAAGCACAACUUCAAAAUAAAAUACGUUUUUAGGUUUCGAUGCCGCA